AUGCCGCAAAUCGUGAAGAAAGACCAGCCAGCAUCACCACUCUACAAACCGAGACAGAGACCAUAUGAUCCGCAUUCCCCAGUUAAACUGAUAAUAGUCGGAGCUGGAAUUGGCGGCAUUGCUGCUUCGAUAUUGAUUUCGAAUAAGGUUCCGAAUCUGGAAUAUGUCGUUUAUGAGAAGACCGAUGCUGUGGGAGGCACCUGGACGCAAAACCGUUAUCCCGGUGUAAGGUGCGACGUCCCUUCACAUAUCUAUCAAUUAACCUUUGCACCCAAUCCUCGCUGGUCUGAGUACUACGCUCCCGGCGCAGAAAUACGUUGA
Messenger RNA from Talaromyces marneffei, 321 nucleotides. RefSeq lists its product as uncharacterized. The transcript is spliced from 4 exons. NCBI's taxonomy places the organism in Eukaryota, Fungi, Ascomycota, Eurotiomycetes, Eurotiales, Trichocomaceae. Bases 1 to 321 code for a protein of 106 amino acids. The record is from RefSeq and is a predicted model, not a curated record.